Rhinolophus ferrumequinum (greater horseshoe bat) is the source of this 2471-nucleotide messenger RNA. It is a transcript of the gene NSUN3, whose product is annotated as NOP2/Sun RNA methyltransferase 3. Gene Ontology annotation, cellular component: mitochondrial large ribosomal subunit. The record is from RefSeq and is a predicted model, not a curated record. NCBI's taxonomy places the organism in Eukaryota, Metazoa, Chordata, Mammalia, Chiroptera, Rhinolophidae. The coding region runs from base 228 to 1244 and encodes 338 amino acids. Gene Ontology annotation, biological process: rRNA methylation. The transcript is spliced from 6 exons. Gene Ontology annotation, molecular function: methyltransferase activity.
UUGAACCAGAAAAGUGCUGGAAGGAAGCGAAUUCCGACGACAUUCUGAAAUCAGGCUGUUCUCCUGGUUCCCGGGCGGCUUUGGCUGUCGGGCGAUGUAGACCUCUUGUUUGGCAUCUCCUGGCGGGAUCUUGUUUGGCAUCUCCUGGCGGGAUCUUGUUUGGCAUCUCCUGGCGGGAUCUUGUUUGGCAUCUCCUGGCGGGAUCUUGUUUAGCAUCUCCUGGCGGGAUGAUGUUGACCCGGCUGAAAGCACAAUCAGAGAGGAAGCUUGCAAAACAGAUUUGCAAAGUUGUAUUGGAUCAUUUUGAAAAGCAGUAUUCCAAAGAACUUGGAGAUGCCUGGAAUACAGUAAGGUAUGUACUCACAUCCCCAUCGUGCUGGCAACAUGCUGUCCUUCUUAACCGAUUCAAUUACCCUUUUGAACUGGAAAAGGAUUUACAUUUGAAGGGCUAUCACACACUCUUCCAAGGAUCUUUACCCUAUUAUCCUAAAUCAAUGAAGUGUUACCUGAGCAGAAUUCCCAGCAGGAUGCCUUCAGAAAGACACCAAAUUGGAAACCUAAAAAAAUACUAUCUCCUGAAUGCUGCCUCUCUUCUCCCAGUCCUGGCUCUGGAAUUAAGGGAUGGAGAGAAGGUUCUGGAUCUGUGUGCUGCUCCUGGGGGCAAGUCAGUGGCUCUGCUGCAGUGCGCUCAUCCAGGUUAUCUUCAUUGUAAUGAAUACGAUAGUCUGAGAUUGAAGUGGCUGAGGCAGACGUUAGAAUCUUUCAUCCCACAGCCUUUCGUAAAUGUAAUUAAAGUGUCUGAAUUGGAUGGCAGAGAAAUGGGGGAUGUCCAGCCUGAAACGUUUGACAAGGUGUUAGUCGAUGCUCCGUGUUCCAAUGAUCGAAGUUGGUUGUUCUCUUCUGAUUCUCAGAAGGCCGCCUGCAGGAUAAGCCAAAGGAGGAAUUUACCUGUACUACAGAUAGAACUUUUAAGGUCUGCAGUUAAAGCCUUACGUCCAGGAGGGUUACUUGUGUACUCUACAUGCACACUUUCCAAGGCAGAAAAUCAAGAUGUGAUCAGUGAAAUUUUAAACUCCUGCAGUAACAUGAUGCCUGUGGACAUUAAGGAAAUGGCAAGGACUUGCUCCCAAGACUUCACAUUUGCUCCCACUGGGCAGGAAUGUGGGCUCUUGGUGAUUCCUGAUAAGGGCAGAGCCUGGGGCCCAAUGUACGUAGCCAAAUUGAAAAAAUCAUGGACUAUAUGAAAUUGAUGGUGCGCAUUUUGUGAAAUGUUUUAAUGUAUUAUUGUAUUUAUUUUUCUGGCCUCUCUACAUGUUAACAUUUAAAUAUGGAGUCUGUUUAAAUAUUGGAUUUGUUUGUAAUCCUAUUUAGUUAAUACAGUAUUUGAGCAUCUCAGAAUUUAGGCUUGAGAAUUUUCCAGGUGUGUAUGCUUCUCAGAACUGUAUCUAUAGCAAUGAUUUAAGGUGGUGCAGAUGGUGUUCGAUCUUUGUAAUAAAUCUGCUGUCUUCUACUUGGCAUUUUGUACUAAAAUUAAUCUACAUGGUUUUAUACAUAAGAUGUUUAGAAAUACAUUCUAUUCAUGGUUUUGGUACUUUGAACCAUUAAAAAUGCACAUUUGCUGGCCCUCUUAUCAUUUUUCUCUUAUCACAUAUACAGAUUCUUUUAGAGUUUUUCCCACCUUUUAGUAAGAACUGAUUAGUAUUCUGAGACUAACUUCUUCAGUAGCACUAUUUCUAGUUCUAGCAAAAUAAGUUUUGCUAAGUUGUUUUUCGUUAAGGACCAUCUUCUGUUUACUGCAAAGGUCAGUGACUCCAUUGACACCAGCUUUAUUUCUCCACGUUUUUGUAUUCACAAAUACAAAUUGAAAGGGUAAAUUAUGUUGAAAGGCCAUUAGAGCAGCAGACUCACAUGCACAUGUUUGACUUUCUACAUUCAGCUUGUAGAAUAAUGGAGUCUAUCCAGCAGGCUAUAAAGCAAGUACUUGAAACAAAACCAGAAUGAUUAAUAACUGCAAUAACUGAACUAUAUUCGGAGAGUUUUGUUACAUAAUUGCAGUCAUAAUGAACACUAUAGAAUCUGAUUAUCUUACAGUUGCAAUCUGGAGGGGCUUUUUAUUUCACUCUGUUGUGAAAUGUUAUAUGAGCGUAUGAUGUCACAUAUUAAUGCACAAGAGGGAGAUGCCUGAUGGGAGUGGAUUAUACUGUUACCAAAACCCAAUACCAUUUACUUAGUGACUCUCCCUGUUUACGUAUAUCCUGGGAAUAUUGUGCACAUUUCUGUACCUGUACUAACAGUUUUAGCUUUAGGUUUGGAUCGUGUGUUUUCCCUAGAAAUUGCUUCACUUAGAGUCCAAAAAUAUUUUUCUAACUAUUAGGAAAAAGUAUACAGCAUACUUCAAAAGAUUAUCUCUGUUUGGAAAUUAAGCUUUUUUUUAAAAAAAAAAAUACAACUCUGUAUAAAUGCAAAAUUCU